Messenger RNA from Cryptomeria japonica (Japanese cedar), 483 nucleotides. Its product is annotated as probable pathogenesis-related protein ARB_02861. Bases 1 to 483 code for a protein of 160 amino acids. The transcript has 2 exons. The record is from RefSeq and is a predicted model, not a curated record. NCBI's taxonomy places the organism in Eukaryota, Viridiplantae, Streptophyta, Pinopsida, Cupressales, Cupressaceae.
AUGGAGAAAGCAUUCAUGGAACAACAAAUGAUGACCUUGCCUCCUACAGUGGUUAUAACAGAGAUUCCAUCUCAGGUAAGCACUGAAGUUAUUUCUACUAUGACAGUUAUAACAAAAAUUCCACCUCUGGUUACCACUCAAGUUGUUACAACUGCAUCCUCCACUUUCCCCUUUGUGGUCAUAAUUGAAGAAGGGUCAGCAUCAAUAGCUAUUGCUGCAUCAACAGCCAGUCUAGCCAGCGCGCCGCUGCUUCCCAGCGGACCCCUCCGCCAGGCCACCGCCGUCGCCGGCGGUAUCCUCUGUCGUGCCGUCGGCGCAGCACCCGCAGCCCGCCCGCCGCCAGCAGCCCGCGCGCCGCCGCCAGCCCGCUCGCGCCCAGCCAGCGUGCCGCCCACCACCAGCCGCGCCGCCCACGUGCUGCCACCUCCUGCGCCCGCCCCUGGUCGCCCAGAGGACCAGGGGCUGAUUUUUUUAAGCCCUUAA